CACGUCAGCAGCGACAUGUCAGCAGACCACAUCAGCAGACCACGUCGGCAGGCCACGUCAGCAGUGACACAUCAGCAGCAGGCCACGUCAGCAGUGACACAUCAGCAGCAGACCACAUCAGCGGGCCACAACAGCAGCCGAGCAGUGCCACGUCAGCAGCAGGGGGUGCCGCGUCAGCAGUCCCCCAGCCUGGUCUAUGCUCACGCGCUCACAAACAGUCGGCAUGGACCAGAAGUCCGGAGAAACGGCUGCAGCCUAUCAGGCCCGGAUGCUGGCUUUGAUUACCGAAGCCAAGCACCAGGCGGAUGCAGCAGCAGCCGCAGAGAAGAAGAAGACGGAGGACGCCGAAAAGGCACGUCUGUUGGCGAUCGAACAGCAGCGCCAGCACGACGAGGCAGCAGCAAAGGCUGCCGAUAAGGAACGGAAUCAGCGACGCAAGAAGGUGUUCAGCGAGGAGCGACCCUUGCUCACUGUGGCAGCGGCAUGGUGGACCGAGGCCGAAGGGAGCGAAUUCAGCGACAGCGGACCACGCAUCUCGCUGUUGCUCUCCCACCUCACGGAUCUCCAGGCAACGCGCAUUGCACAGCAGGAGGACAUCCAUAGCCUCGGCGACACGGUAAGGAACCAGCAACGGACGUUAGAUCAAGUCAACGGCCGCCUUCAGCAGCUGGAGCAACGACCGGUCGCCGCCCCCGUGGCCAGCACCUCCAACACCUCCGACCGACUCAACGCAUUAAAAGUCGACGUCAGCGUACUCAAGGACGGCAUGCAGCUACAACAAACCGUGACUCAACAACUUGAGCAGCGGAUCUGCACUGCCGCCACUCACCCGGGCACGUCACAACGCGAAUCGACUCCGAAGUUCGACAGUCAGGAGAUCUUUUGCGACGCAACAAAGACGAACCCGAUUCCUUGGUUCCGCCAGUUCGAGCUCAAGUUGCAGCUCCACCACGUCCCGGAAACAAAGCACCUCGCGUACUUGUACUCCCGAUCGGGGGGGGGCGUGCCAAGCAUGGUUGGACAACCUCUUGUCGAAAUACGGCGUGGUGGCGACCGACUUGCAUACCAAGAUCAACUGGGCGGAUCUGAAGGCAGCAUGGCAUAAGCGGUUCCAGAUCGAGCCGUCGGAAAUGAAAGCCAUGGACAAGC
Chara braunii is the source of this 1149-nucleotide messenger RNA. The record is from the annotation of a GenBank genome assembly. NCBI's taxonomy places the organism in Eukaryota, Viridiplantae, Streptophyta, Charophyceae, Charales, Characeae.